UCCGUCUAAACAAAGGGCAAGGGAGAAAGAAAAAUAAAUACCACACUUUCAUUCCCAAACAGAGACUUAUUUUCUUCAUUGUUUACAAAAAUUGAACAAAUUUGAAAUUUCUGCAAUGUUCACCUGACAUCAAGAAUCAUUUCCAGGCCCACUCAUCAAAACGUCAGAAUCAGAUUCAUGUAAACAAAUCAAUCCAUAAAAUCAUUGGAAUUUAGUCAACAAAAUCGAAUGGCGUCGGCAAAGCCACCAACACUCGCACCACUAUUUCUCGCCCGCCCAGGAGCCACCACUAGAUUUCCCAUAUCUCACGCGAACGUUAGAGGAAAAUGGAUCAAUUCCCACAUCGACAAGAAUGCUAAUCGUCGUUCUAGACUCUCCAUUCUCGCUCAUAAUCGCUCUUAUUCUCUGUGUUCUUCUCUUUCGGUUUGCCCUAGUUCUCUUAUUUCUUGUCCUUCUCUUUGCUCUCUGUUCCAAUCUCGUUUUCCUCAUCUCCGAUCUCCUUUGUCCUCCAUGACCAAUCCUCCACGAGCCAAUUCUGACCCACCUCAGUCUACUUCCUCCACAAAAACGGUGAGGGCCGUGAUCAAGGGGAGGGUGCAAGGAGUGUUCUAUAGGAACUGGACAGUCGAGAAUGCCACCCAGUUGGGGUUGAAAGGUUGGGUUAGGAACAGGAGGGAUGGUUCCGUGGAAGCACUCUUCUCUGGGGAUUCUGAUAAGGUGCAGGAGAUGGAGCAGAGAUGCCGUCGUGGUCCACCUGAUGCUAUAGUUACUGGCUUCCAGAUGUUUCCUUGCGAUGAUGACCCAGGAACUGGGUUCCAGCGCAAACCAACGGUUUGAUCCAUGCAUAUGAAUAUGCUUAAAAAGUGGAUUCCUAUUUUAGUAUGUCAUCUAUCUAGGGUGAUUAUUUGUUCUCACCACCCAGCUCAGGAGAGACCUUGGCCGCCGACCGGCCGUUUGGACUCCGAUCAAUAUUGCCGGUGUCGACUCAACCCCCUCAUUCCACCACUGUGUGCUGUUGCCUGAUCCAGUACACCAUUAAAGGACUUCUGAGGUUUGGCUCUCAGAUCCUAUUUCGGUAUUUGCUUGAUUUGUGAUUUUGGGUUAUUUUGUUGCUGUAAGCACUUUGGAUUAGCGUUUCGGUUAGUUUUCUUUGUCUGAACAAAUGGCAGACAAUAAGAAUGUUAUUUCUGAUGUGAUUUCGCUGAUGACUAAGAUCACGGAACACAAACUUAAUUGUUCGAAUUACCUGGAGUGGAGUAAGACUCUUAGGGUCUAUUUGCGUAGCAUUGAUAAGGAUGAUCACCUUACUAAAGAUCCACCUACUGAUGAUACACGACAAACUUGGCUAAGGGAGGAUGCUUGGUUGUUUUUGCAGUUUCGGAACUCGAUUCACAGUGAGGUAGUUUAAUUAAUCGCUGUGAAUUUGUUAAAGAAUUGAUGGAUUAUUUAGAUUUUCUGUAUUCUGGUAAAGGGAAUAUCUCCUGUAUUUAUAAUGUUUGUAAGGCAUUCUACCGUGCUGAGAAAGAGGAUAAGUCUCUCACGGCUUAUUUUAUGGAUUUUAAACGGGUAUAUGAGGAACUUAAUGUAUUGUUG
Hevea brasiliensis (rubber tree) is the source of this 1593-nucleotide messenger RNA. RefSeq lists its product as uncharacterized. Gene Ontology annotation, molecular function: acylphosphatase activity. The coding region runs from base 229 to 837 and encodes 202 amino acids. The record is from RefSeq and is a predicted model, not a curated record. Lineage: Eukaryota; Viridiplantae; Streptophyta; Magnoliopsida; Malpighiales; Euphorbiaceae. The transcript has 3 exons.